Messenger RNA from Mercurialis annua (annual mercury), 2341 nucleotides. RefSeq names its product pentatricopeptide repeat-containing protein At1g64100-like. Lineage: Eukaryota; Viridiplantae; Streptophyta; Magnoliopsida; Malpighiales; Euphorbiaceae. Gene Ontology annotation, molecular function: protein binding. The record is from RefSeq and is a predicted model, not a curated record.
AUGCUGCGGCUAAGUAUUUUAUCAAACACUUGGUCUGCAACAACUUCCGGGUUUAAGAGAUCGUACUUUCCGCAUCAGCCAGAAAUAGGUAUUAUUGUUCAAUCACGGCGGUUGUUGUUUUCCAAUUCAAUAGCUUGUUUUUGCGCUUCUAGGAAUUGGCGUGAAAAUUCGAGCUCUGACAAUUUCUCACUGAGAGAUAAAUGCAAAUAUGGUUCUUUUACUAACUUUGAUAAUGCGUUAGCUUGCUUUAAUCAGAUGCUUCAUAUGAACCCUUUGCCUUCUGCUGAUCAAUUUAAUAUGUUAGUAUUAUCUUUUCUUGUUCGAAUGAAACAUUAUGACACUGUUGUUUCCUUGUACAAAAGAAUGGAAUUAUUUGGAGUUUCGUCUAGUGUUUAUACUCUCAGUAUUUUAAUUAAUUGCUUUUGUCAUUUGCAUCGUGUGGAGUAUGGGUUUUCAGUUUUAGGUAAAAUCUUUAAAUUAGGACUUGAGCCCAGUAUUGUUACGUUUAAUACUUUAAUUAAUGGAUUGUGUACAGAGGGUAGAAUUGUUCGAGCAGUGGAACUAUUAGAUUAUAUUGUAGUGAGAGGGUAUCAACCUACUUUGCAUACCUAUAGUAUGAUCAUAAAUGGUUUGUGUAAGAGUGAAAAAACUAGUGUGGCUAUUGGUUGGAUGAAAGAAAUGGUUGAGAGAGGUUUUGAGCCGGAAGUGGUGGCAUAUAGUGCAGUUAUUGAUAGGCUUUGUAAGGACAGGCUGGUUAGUGAAGCUCUAAACCUCUUCAAUCAAAUGACGAGUACAGGAAUAUUACCUACUGUUGUAACUUACGACUCCUUAAUUUAUGGUAUGUGCAAUUUAGGCCAAUUGAAGCAAGCUUUAAAUUUACUUAAAGAAAUGCUAGAGUGGAAUAUCAAACCGGAUGUAGUUACCUUAAGUAUAUUGGUCGAUGGAUUUUGUAAGGAAGAAAUGGUUUUGGAGGCUCUAGGUGUAUUUGGCAAGAUGAUUCAAAGGGGAAUGGAGCCUGAUAUAGUCACUUACAGCUCCUUAAUCCAUGGUCUCUCCAAGUCAAGCUUGUGGAAGGAAUCUUCAACUUUGUUCAAUGAAAUGCUUAAUCGAGAAAUCGCACCAGAUGUUGUUACUUUCAGCAUUUUAAUUGAUGUGUUUUGCAAGAAAGGUAUGGUUUCAGAGGCUCAUGGAAUCAUCAAUUUAAUGAUCCAAAGGGGUAUACAGCCCAAUGUUGUCACAUACAAUUCACUGAUAGAUGGAUAUUGUCUUCAGAGUCAAAUGGACGAGGCCAGAAAAUUGUUUGAUUUAAUGUUCGAUAGCGGUUGUACGCUAGACGUACUUAGUUAUAACAUCUUAAUCAAAGGAUACUGCAAGAUUGCUAAAAUUGAUGAGGCAAAACAAGUUUUUGAUGGAAUGCCUCACAAAGGUUUAACUCCUAACUCUAUUACCUACACUACUCUUUUAAGCGGCUUAUGUCAGGCAGGGAGACUUGUCAGUGCAGAAGAUCUUUUCAACAGAAUGUGUUCUCGUGGCUGCAGCCCUGAUUUAAUAACAUACUUAACCUUGCUUCAUGGCUUUUGCAAACAUGGGCAUCUUGAUAAGGCACUAGCACUGUUUGAAUCUAUGAAAAGAAGCCAGUUAAAACCUAAUAAAGUAAUCUAUAGUAUCCUCAUUUGGAGCAUGUGCAAAGCUGGAAAAUUUGAAGAGGCAAAGGAACUAUAUUCUAACCUUUCAGCUGAUGAGUUGCAGCCUGAUAUUUGACCAUAUAGUACAAUUCUUGGUGGUCUGACAAGGAGUUAAAUAUGCAAGAUCUUUUUGAAAUGGAAGAUUAUGCUGCGAAUCAGUUGGCUGCUCCAAUAAAGUGUUUUUCAGUGCAAGGAUGCAUCAAAUGCAGCCAACCCAUCCAAUGGUUGAUGAGAGAAUUUAAGCAAAUACCAUUUGUAGAGGGUCAGUGAUGGAGGAUUUGUUCAAUAUUGAAGAAUCUGCAAUAGAUUUCUCAAGAUAAUUAAAGAUGACUGCAGAUUUGUUUUUUGUCGAAUUAAGAAAAGACGGGCCUUUUAAGAGUUUUCUCUUGGUGGACUGGAGAAAGUUGUGCUUUGACGUUAAAUAUUUAGAACAAGAUAUUUACUUAUGUUGCCUAUUGAUUUCAAAGUGUCCCAUCUCUUAGUAUUUAACCGGUAAAAGUUAUUACUUGGUAAUUUAAUAUUUAGGACAUUGUGGCGUGCUUCUGUUUAAUUUAAAUCUAGAGUUGCUCUUUGGAUUUAUAUCCAGCACUUUAUGACAUCUUAGUAUUAUUCUCUCCUAUUCCUGUUUAAGAUGGUGAAGUAUGAUGCUCACUUGC